Messenger RNA from Crotalus tigris (Tiger rattlesnake), 1613 nucleotides. RefSeq names its product protease associated domain containing 1 (gene PRADC1). The record is from RefSeq and is a predicted model, not a curated record. Bases 157 to 714 code for a protein of 185 amino acids. The transcript has 5 exons. Lineage: Eukaryota; Metazoa; Chordata; Lepidosauria; Squamata; Viperidae.
CUCCUCCAAUCGGAAGAGCGGGUGGGCGGGGCCCCGCCGCAGCUGCUGUCAGCUGAGCUCGCCAGCUGCCGGCGCGCUGCGGUCCGAGGACGGCAGGCAGCGCCGGGCAGGCAGCGCUCGGCUGACGGACAGGCGGACGGGCGGGCUCCCCCCGCGAUGUCCCCCGCCUGGUUUGCCCUGCUCCUCUUCCUUCUCCUCCUCCUCGGCUUCUGCCCGGCUGGUCACGGUUUACGCAUCCAGGAGUACCUUUACUUCCAUGUCCUCAGUCCGGGAGAUAUCCGUUACACCUUCACGGCUACGCCAGCCAAGGACUUUGGCGGAGUCUUCAACAUGAGAUUCGAGCAGAUUUACCUGGUUCCGUCCGAUCCGCCAGACGCCUGCGGGGCGUUGAACAACGGGGUCUUUAUUGAAGGCCAGAUCGCCUUGGUGGAACACGGGGGCUGCUCUUUUCUGUCCAAGACUCGCACGAUCCAGGAACACGGAGGCCAAGCGGUGAUCAUUGCAGACAAUAGUUACGACAAGGACACAACCUACGUGGAGACGAUGCAGCCCAGGGCCGACAUCCCUGCCCUUUUCCUGCUGGGGAGAGACGGGUACAUGAUCCGUCGCUCUCUGGAGCAGCACGGGCUCCCUUGGGCCGUGAUUUCCAUCCCGGUCAACGCCAGCAGCGUUCCGGCUUCCGAAUUCCUGCAGCCUCCGGGGAUUUUUUGGUAGCAAAAAAAAGGAGGGAGCGAGCUGCGGCGUCGCAGAACCGGACGGAAGAGAUAGACGAUCCCACCCACGGAUCAGCGUUGUCACCCAGUCCUGCAGCUUAUAGGACCACAGGAUCGUUUUUGAAGAAGGGAAACUGACCGGACCGUGUCAUCUGGAUGGCUGCUGACCCAGAUAACACCCACUGGAACUGGUGGGCCCAACCAGCAGCUCUUGAGGCCCAAAGAGGAAGCCUGGACAGCUGGUUGGCUUGUUGCCCAUGGCUUGCUGGUGUGAGGGUGGUUACCGGGUGGUCUCAAAUCCGAGAAUCCCAAGGCCACGUCUUCAAGAAAUGUUUGCCUUGUCCUCACUUCCCGAGUCUGGGGUCUGAACCCCAGGGGGGCCUUUAAGAACCCCCCCCCCUUAGUUUCAAAUUCAGAUGCCAACUUGGGCAAAAUAUUGACCGGAUGGACAUUUGGGUAGUUUUGUGGGUGACAACGCCCGAGUUCACACGCGACAAAGCAAACUAUGGUUUAAGGCAGAGGUUGGAUGGCAAGGACUAAGCCCGGGGAGGGGACGGUGUGUGUGUGUGUGUGUGUGUGUGUGGUGUGUGCAUUGCAUACUUUCAGCGGCCUUUCACAGUUUGGGCACUUCCCCCAAGAUUUAAGGGUCAACCCCCCCCAAUUCAAGAAGCAUGGUUUUUGUUAAGUUCUCGACUUAAUAAGUUCAUUUAGUGACGGUUCAGGGUUACCACGGCACUGGGAGAAAAAGGGACAUUUUUCGAACUGGCCAACGGCCGGAUUGAUUGUGUUGUGUUUUGCCUUUGUCAAUCACUGCCGGUCACCCUCCUUGAUUAAAAGCAAAAGGCCACAUUCUCCAGCCCUUGGGGGGGUCUCUGCUGGCUAGUUCUGUCAUUUAUUUAA